Suricata suricatta (meerkat) is the source of this 14383-nucleotide messenger RNA. It is a transcript of the gene UBN2, whose product is annotated as ubinuclein 2. Bases 314 to 4273 code for a protein of 1319 amino acids. Lineage: Eukaryota; Metazoa; Chordata; Mammalia; Carnivora; Herpestidae. The transcript is spliced from 17 exons. Gene Ontology annotation, cellular component: nucleus. The record is from RefSeq and is a predicted model, not a curated record.
ACUGAGCCACAGCCACGACGGUGGACGCGAGCGUCUCCUGUCUGCGCAUGCGCCCGCUGAGCGGCCUGCUUCUAUUUAUGUGGGGUAUCCAACAUGGCGGCUGCGGCGACGCUGGCGAUGGCGGUGGAGCCCAUCAGAACAUAGUGGCUGGGAAGGGGGCACGGUCCGCACUCACGGUGGCGUCGGCAGAGACGACUGAGGGUGGUGGAGGGAAGAAUAGCUACGGAAAGCAAAAGGAAGGGCGGGCAGGCAAACAACUCGGCGUAGAACCGAGCGCCGGCUCGGGCGAAGGCAGAGGGCCAGAACAGUGGGGAUGGCGGAGCCACGCAGAGUAGCGUUUAUUAGCCUGUCACCGGUGAGGCGGCGCGAGGCCGACUACCCGGGGGCCGAACGCGAGCCCGAGUACCCUCGCGAGCCCCCCCGGCUGGAGUCGCAGCCGUACCGUGAGCCGGCCCGGGCGGAGCAGCCGGCCCCGCGGGAGGCUGCCCCCCGGUCGGACGUGCAGCCCCCGCCGCGGGAGAAGCCGCUCCCCCAGCGCGAGGUCAGCCGCGCCGAGCCGCCCAUGUCGCUGCAGCGCGAGCCCCCGCGGCCCGAGCCGCCGCCGCCGCCGCUCCCUCAGCUGCACUUGCAGCCGCCCCCGCCGCGGGAGUCGGCUUCCCGGGCGGAGCCGCAGCAGAGGCCGCCGAGGGAGACGGUGCGCCUGGAGCUGGUGCUCAAGGAUCCCACCGACGAGAGCUGCGUGGAGUUCAGUUACCCGGAGCUGCUGCUGUGCGGAGAACAACGGAGGAAGCCCAUUCACACAGAAGAUCCAUUUAAUGAUGAGCAGCAAGAGAGACAAGAAGUGGAAAUGUUGGCUAAGAAGUUUGAAAUGAAAUAUGGUGGGAAACCCCGUAAACACCGGAAGGAUCGGCUACAAGAUUUAAUUGAUAUAGGCUUUGGCUAUGAUGAGACAGAUCCAUUUAUUGAUAACUCAGAGGCUUAUGACGAAUUAGUUCCUGCUUCUCUAACAACAAAAUAUGGAGGUUUUUACAUCAACACUGGCACUCUGCAGUUCCGCCAAGCUUCAGACACUGAAGAAGAGGAUAUCACCGACAACCAAAAGCACAAGCCGCCCAAAAUUCCCAAAAUAAAAGAUGAUGAUGUUGAGAUGAAGAAGCGGAAGAGGAAAGAGGAAGGGGAAAAGGAGAAGAAACCAAGGAAAAAAGUCCCCAAACAACUGGGAGUUGUGGCUCUAAAUUCACACAAGUCUGAAAAAAAGAAGAAACGUUAUAAAGAUUCUCUUUCUCUAGCUGCCAUGAUUCGAAAAUUUCAGAAAGAGAAGGAUGCAUUAAAGAAGGAGCCUAACCCCAAAGUCCCAAUGAACUUAACGACCUCUUCUCUGAACAAAACCCCCUCCUCUGCUGUAGCAUUGGGAAACGAUGUCUCGGACUUAAAUCUGAACAGUGCUGAUCCAGACCUCCCCAUUUUUGUUGGCACAAAUGAACAUGAACUGUUUCAGGAAGCUGAAAAUGCCCUCGAGAUGCUAGAUGAUUUCGACUUUGACAGAUUACUGGAUGCUGCUUCUGAUGGUAGCCCCCUUUCUGAGUCAGGGGGGGAGAAUGGAAACACCACUCAGCCAGCCUGUGCCUCUCAGGUUAUGCCCAAGGUGGUGCCCACACUCCCAGAGGGUCUGCCUGUCCUUCUUGAAAAACGCAUUGAAGACCUCCGUGUAGCUGCCAAACUUUUUGAUGAAGAAGGAAGGAAAAAAUUCUUUACACAGGAUAUGAAUAAUAUUCUUCUGGACAUCGAGUUGCAGCUGCAGGAGCUGGGCCCGGUCACCCGCAGUGCUGUCUACUCCCAUCUUGAGGCUUUUGUGCCAUGCAAUAAAGAAACACUGGUGAAACGUCUGAAGAAGUUACAUCUCAACGUCCAGGAUGAUCGUUUAAGAGAACCUCUGCAAAAGCUGAGACUGGCUGUUAGCAAUGUCAUGCCCGAGCAGCUGUUUAAAUACCAGGAGGACUGCCAGGCUCGCAGUCAAGCCAAGUGUGCCAAGUUGCAAACAGAUGAAGAACGAGAGAAAAAUGGGUCCGAGGAAGAUGAUGAUGAGAAACCGGGAAAACGUGUCAUAGGACCAAGAAAGAAAUUCCACUGGAAUGACACCAUCAGAACUUUGUUAUGUAACCUUGUUGAGAUCAAAUUGGGAUGCUAUGAGUUAGAGCCAAAUAAAAGCCAGUCCGCUGAGGAUUAUCUUAAAUCCUUUAUGGAGACAGAGGUGAAACCAUUGUGGCCUAAGGGCUGGAUGCAGGCAAGAAUGCUUUUUAAGGAAAGCCGGAGUGUACAUAAUCAUCUUACUUCUGCUCCGUUCCAAGGUUGCAUGGAGUGUAGUCCAAAGAAGGACCAGAAAACUGCAUCCUUGGUGGCUUCAGUCGGUGGUCCUUCAACGAGCUCUAGCACGUCUGCCGUGGCCUCUACCAGCUCGGGCUCUACUCCAGCCCAGGAGACCAUCUGCCUUGAUGACUCACUAGACGAAGACCUUUCUUUCCAUCCACCUGCACUGGAUCUUGUUUCUGAAGCUUUAGCUGUUAUCAACAAUGGCAACAAGGGCCCCCCAGCUGGCUCAAGGAUAAGCAUGCCGACUGCGAAACCUCGUCCAGGACUGAGAGAAGAAAAAUUAGCAAGUAUCAUGAGUAAGCUGCCACUGGCUGCUCCUAAAAAACUAGAUUCUUCUCAGACUGCACAUUCAUCAAGUCUUAUUGCUGGUCACACAGGGCCGGUACCAAAGAAACCCCAGGAUUUAGCUCAUACUGGCAUCUCUUCAGGCCUUAUUGCUGGUUCCUCAAUUCAGAACCCUAAAGUCUCCUUGGAACCGUUGCCAGCCAGGCUGCUGCAGCAAGGACUACAGAGGUCGAGUCAGAUUCACGCUUCCUCCUCCUCACAGACCCAUGUUUCCUCUUCUCAAGCCCAAGUUGCUGCCUCCUCUCACGCUCUGGGAGCAUCAGAGGCCCAAGACGCUUCUUCGUUAACACAAGUAACAAAGGUGCACCAGCAUUCAGCUGUCCAACAGAACUAUGUGUCUCCAUUACAAGCCACCAUUAGUAAAUCACAGACCAACCCAGUGGUGAAAUUAAGUAAUAAUCCCCAACUUUCCUGUUCAUCCCCGCUUAUUAAGACUUCAGAUAAGCCACUUAUGUACCGCCUUCCCUUAUCUACUCCCUCUCCUGGAAAUGGUUCUCAAGGGUCCCACCCCCUGGUUUCUAGGACAGUACCUAGCACCACUACCUCCAGUAACUAUUUAGCCAAGGCUAUGGUGUCACAGAUGUCAACGCAGGGUUUCAAGUCUCCCUUCUCAAUGGCUGCAUCCCCCAAACUUGCCGCAUCUCCAAAACCUGCCACAUCUCCUAAACCCUUGCCCUCACCUAAGCCUUCUGCCUCACCCAAGCCCUCUCUGUCCGCUAAGCCUUCAGUAUCAACUAAACUUGUUUCUAAGUCCAACCCAACUUCGAAGCCUCCUGUACCCCCAAGCUCUUCCAGUCCAAAUGCACUAGUAGCCCAGAGCAGCCACUCCAGCAGUAACAACCCAGUCCAUAAACAGCCCAGUGGGAUAAACCUCAGCAGACAGUCUCCCACCUUGAAUUUGCUGCCCUCCAAUCGUACUUCAGGCCUUCCAUCCACAAAAAAUCUUCAGGCCCCUUCAAAGCUAACAAAUUCCUCACCCACUGGAACUGUUGGGAAGAAUAGCUUGAGUGGAAUUGCAGUGAAUGUACCUGCCAGCAGAGGUAGCAACCUAAACUCAAGCGGAGCAAAUAGGACUAGUCUCGCUGGGGGAACAGGAAGUGGAACACAGGGUGCUACUAAACCGUUGUCUACUCCACACAGACCAUCCUCUGCCUCAGGGUCUUCGGUGGUGACCGCCAGUGUGCAGUCCACAGCAGGAGCAUCAUUAUUGGCUAAUGCCUCACCUCUGACUCUCAUGACAUCACCUUUGUCUGUAACAAAUCAAAAUGUGACUCCUUUUGGGAUGCUGGGUGGCCUUGUUCCCGUGACCAUGCCCUUCCAGUUUCCCUUGGAGCUACUUGGCUUUGGAACGGACACAGCUGGAGUGACAACCACCUCGGGAUCUACCUCAGCCGCUUUCCACCAUAGCCUAACUCAGAAUUUACUAAAGGGUUUACAGCCAGGAGCUCAGCAUGCAGCAACACUUUCCCACUCACCUCUGCCUGCACAUUUACAGCAAACGUUCAAUGAUGGAGGCCAAAGUAAAGGGGAAACUAAAUUACCACGGAAAUCUCAGUGACUUCCCAGCGAGCAACGGAGAUGAGGCACUCAGCUGGCUGAUGGAAUCUACCUGAUGGGAAAGUACUCAUGUGGUCGUAGGGCUGCUGUUCCGUCGAUGUUUACAUUCUCUCGUCCCAAGCACUGUGGUGAGGAGGAAAAAAGAAAAGAGAACAUUACUUGAGUCAAACCAGGUGCAGGAGGAAGAAAUGCUUUCGUGCAAAGUUAGUGACCUGUGGUCUCCUCUAAAGAAAGACAAAGUGACCAUAUUAACUGACUUGAAAGAGACUCAGUUGUCAAACCCACAGAAGUACAAAUUUGAUUUUUUUCCCCGGGGGAGGAAGAAGGAAUCUGAGGAUUUGGGUAAACUCCAUCCAUCCUGGGGGUUGGAUCUGAACACUUGUAGACGUAAUCGCAUAAUAAAAGGCAGUCUAUCUGGAAUUAGGCCAGUUUGUCAGGAGUAACAGUCAUGUUUAUCUGAGUGGACUCUGCAGCAGAUUUGCCACACAACAAAAUUAAUGACCCUGUGUUUGGUCCAGACAGUAGCUGAGGAAAUACUGUCCUCUCACAAGUCCUGAACAAACUUGAAUCUUCUCCAGUGUGUAGCAACCCCCCAUGCAAAUCAGUGGACUAAAGAUGUUUCAGGAAAGUUAUUUUAGCACAGUGAUAUAUAUUCUUAAAUCAUCAAGAUUUUUAAAAGUGAAGAAAUUGAGCCUGUUGCUCUUAACAGACAAAACUUAGAUGUCCCCUUUUUGUAAAAGGGUCAAUUUCAUCUUCCAUUCAGAAGCAGGUACUUAACUCUUCUUCAGGUGAUUUGUGCAUCUGGUAUUGACUGGUUAAUUCUUAUUUCCAUUCUUGAUGUUAAAAUGUGACUCUUCAGAAAUGGGGAUCUUUGACGUAGGGCUGCGACUUCGGUGCUCCCAGCCCUGCAGACCCGACACUCUGACUGUCAGCUUCCCCAGCUUCGCCUCGGCUCACCACUGCUCCUGGGGCUUGUAGCUAGCGGUACUCGAGGUAAUUCUUAAUUGUUGGUAGAGACAGGUGUACGUGUACUGCACAUGCCUCUUCGCUGGUCAUUCAAAUGGCAUAUAUAUAUUUUUGGAAGUUUUAAGAUAGUAUUUUAAAGGGAGGAAUUACAUUAGGAUCAUUAUGUGUAUAAGGGAUUAUUUUUUAUAACAAUCACAGUGUAUUUUUACUCCCUGUAUCCAGUGUAGUGAAAUUGAUUUGGAGCAUUUGGGAUCUUAAAGCUUUAUUAAUAUUUACUGAGAAUAUUGAUAUGUGGGUAAACCUGUAGAUAACAAAACUACUUAGUUAUAGCUUCCUUCUGCAAAUACAUAUUCAACAAAGGAUGUUAAGGGAGAAAGUUUAGUUCUUUUUGGAUACAUUUUAUUUUAUUUUUUUGGCCUCACUUUUUGUCUUGUCUCUUUUUCUCCCUAUUUAGGCUUCUGAAUGUUUUCAAACUAUUCCCAAGAUUGAUGUAAGCUUGACCCAUUUAUAACAACAGACUAACCUAAAAAACAGCAUGAGAUUGGUAGUAGCAAGAUUUGCAUCUGUUUUCAUUACAAGUUACCCUAUACGCUUAGAUUUCUUCAAAUAAGUGUAUUAGCCUGGCCCUUGUUUCCUUUGACAAGCACAAGUCCCACACAGCCUGCAGGUCUGUGAAUAAAUUACCACCGAUCUGGUCAGAUCUGUGUAUCUAUAUUUUGACUUCAGAGUCACAUUGGCUUGCUUCAGAGCUAAAAGUUAGUAAGUAACUGAAAACUUUAGUUCCAAGAACUUGUUACAGUCAGGGGAAAGGACUAUUUCAAAGGAAACAUUGAUAUAGUUACUUACCUCUAAGAAUUUAGUUUACCUGUAAAACAAAUCAGAAUGUUGUAUCAACCCCAGUAGAUAUUUUGGAAGGAUAUUGAGAUGUUGCAGAGAGGUUUGACUUGACUUGAAUAUGUUUAAUUAAAAGUUGUUUGUUUUUUUUAAAUUAGGGAAGCUUACCCAAUUCUUGACUUAUUCCAGUGUAGUAUACCUGUUGCUUUUAUCUAAUUUAGAAAAAGAAGUCUUUGCUUAUACUCUGUGGGAGAUUUCCUUUAGGAAGCUAGUCUUUGUUUUACUUCCCACCCCAGGAGAGAAGUCAGAGUGCAUACUAAUCUCUCUUCCUGCUGAUAAUUGUGCAUGUGUUCAUCUGUUUGUGUGCAUACAAAGAUUUAUUUAUAUAUAAAUUCAUUACUAAUAUAAGUCAGAGAAUAAUUUCAAUUUCUUAAAUCUUAAAUCAGUUCCAAAUCAUGCUAUGUGAAGAUCCCUGAUAAUUCUUGGUUGUCGUUAGAGAACAGGAUUAUCAAUUCUUCCCCGGUGUAUUAUUUUAUAACUAACCAUUAAAAUUAUCUGAAGGCUCUUGGCUCUGAAAAGCCCAUAUAUAUGGAGAUGAUAUUCUAUUCUCUUCACUCUUGAUUCCUUGAGGACUACUACCAGAUCCCUCCCUCAGCCCCCCACCACAUUUUCACUAACUUAUAUCCAUUUCGGUCAAGAGUGCCCUUUUAUGUUGUACAAAUGAAAGAAACAUCCUUCUAUUUCUUAAUAGAUAAGUAGGACCAGAGAGCUCCUAGAUGUAAAUACAGAACUGUUUCUUUUCUAGAUCAUAACAUUGAAAAUGGUGUACAUACUUUAUGGGCACCUGUCUUUACAGUUUUUCUUACUAAAUACAACCAUAUAAAUUGGUUAUUUUUUAGCACAGAGACUUGUGACUCAUACUGUAUUUUUGCACUUAAAAGUCAAAUCGUGUUAUUUUUUAAAAUGGUGAGUAAUUGGAAAGGAUAUAGAGCAAUGUGUAUUUCUGAAGAGCAUUAGCAACAUCCCAAUGCAAAAAUAAUCAGCACACUUAAUUAUGUCCCACUCAGCGGGAUUCUUGAUUCAGGAAAACUAAGCUGUUUUGUUUUCAACUGUCUUAUGUUUUAAAUUGCCUUCACUGAUGUAUAAGCUGUUACUGUACAUACAAGUUACUCCUCAGUAUUCACAAGCAAUAACGGUCAGCAGAGCUGUCUUCAGAGAUAGCAGUGCUGAGCCUCAGUUGGAGACUGUUUGGGAGCAAAGUGUCAAGCUCAUUCAGAGCCUCCAAAGUCAAUGCAAGCAAUAAUUCCACUAUAACUCAAUCCUGAUUCUUUCUCACAUGCUUCUCAAACCCGAGAGUAAAAGAAAUCAUGGUUUUAAAACAGCCUGAAGAAUAACGUUUUGGAAAAAGAAGUGAAGUUAAUCCGAAGUCACAAAAAUCCUGAUAUUCUGAGGAAAUCAGAGGAUUGUGUCAGUCCAUUCUGUCAUGCCUACCACCCCUUUGAUGGAUGUUGUUGGCCCAAAUUACGUUUUUUUAUAUCCUAGAAGUUAGUAGGGUUUCUUGCAUCACCAAGGUAGGGGGAAGAACCGGGCACAUACACGUUUGGAUACUGUGGGUUUGACACCUGUUUGAAAACAACUUACUGGGAAAGAUUUUUAACCCAGGAUUUCUGCCCCCGCCCCGUCUGCUCUUCCCCCCAAGCAGAUCUAAAUUGUUUACUACCCAGGGUCGGAAAGGGCAGACACGUCUAGUUUGUUCUGGUUGCCAUUACCACUCCCCUUUCCGCCUCUACUUGGUUCAAGACAUUUUCUGAAAUGGAAAUUCUGCUGUUAAUCAAACUGCCAUUGAUUGUGAGAACUCUGUGUCCCUUGGGAUCGUCUCUUAGAACUCCAGUUAUCUAUCAUAUUUGCUGCUACAUUUGUAAAAUGAACUUUGCCUGUAUUGGUCGAUUUUAACCUAAUUUACAGUUCCUCAUUUCCAGGAGGUUUUGUCAUAUAACUUGACCCACGUAUAGAGUUAGGAUACUUUAUUUUAGGAGUGUACCAUAAAAGCACACUGGUUGGUCCCUGUAUUCUUUUUAUUAUCACUUAGGUUUUGAAUUUAUGUUUGCCUUUUUUGGUUCAUUGAUGUUUUGUUUUGCUUUAUUUUAAAUUAGAAGUAGAAGAGUGGGAAAAAUCUAUAAUCAGGCCAAACUUGAGAACUUUCCCUGUGCUUCAGCACUAUAGAUUCUGCUGACCAUAUGUUCUCAAAAGGGGCACUUUUACUUUCUCUUGUGCAUGUAUGAUUGUUCUGUUGUGUUUUUUGCUUUUGUAAAAAUGAAGCGGAAGAAAAAUGCAGUAGUAAGUAAAUGAUUACAAACAUGUUCUGUAAUUUUAUUUUAUAAAAUUUAAGGGGAAAAGUUUAACUCUGUAAAUCAUUUCUUAGCUCUCGUAAAAUGCUUCCUCCUCUAAAACAUGCUGAAUUCAGGCCUUUGUCUUCGUUAAGUGCCUUUUUUUUCUUUCUUUUUUCCCCCCUCUUGAAAGUGUUCUCAGAUAUCCUAAAGUACAGGCUACUAAGUCAGGGGAUUCAGAAGGAAGAAUCUCAUACUUGCCAACGUCAUGUCAUGCUGUAAUAUUCUUCCUUUUUUUUUGAUGUAUAAGGAUAUAUGUGUAAGAUACAUACAUACAUAUAUAUAUAUAUAUAACUAGUAGCUGCUGUACCAUUGCAUCCUUUCCAAACACACUUCUUUCAAUGUCUGCAAAACUUCUGGCUUGUUUAUUCCAUUGCUUUUAGUCAAUUCAAAAGGGUAGAUUGGGAAACUGUCUUUAUACAAGAUGCUGUCUUCCCCCUUUGAAUAUCUGUUUGUAGAAGUUAACAAAAAUACCUAAAUAUAAUAAGUCAUUUAUUUCAAUUAAGAUAAAUUUAGUGGACUCAUUGACUAUUCCUGGAUAUAACCCACUGCUCUGAGCCCUUCAAACUUGGCAUGAGUAAUAUUGGAGAAAGCAUUGGAAUAACAAGAGUCUUUUGUGGGUCAAGUUGAUAAGGAGCAGGAUGGCAGGCGAGACUUUUAAGACUGGAGGCAGCUAGAGUCAGAAUCUUGGUAUUGUAUCUGAAUCAGUUUUGAAGAAAGGUAGCAACUUGGUCAACAUUAAACAUGCAUCCUAUUUUCUUCUGGGAAAUUAUUUUUCAAGAAUUCAUAUAGCUACAUAUCUGUGAAAAGUUUAAUAAACGUAGAAAGACUUCAGAUACUCAUGGAAACACUCAUAUAACCUAUAGCAUUCUUGAGAGAUCUUCAAUUUUCUUUUUAUUUGCCAGAUACUUACAUUUGGCUUACUCUGGUUUUAUGGUUAUUUAGAUUUCUCCCUUGAACAGAAUAGCCUAAUUUUCAGUAUCUAAAAUUCAUCUGUGUCUCGUUAAAACCAGAUAUGACACCUUAAGGAGACUAAGUUGAACCAAUACUCAAAGCCCAGAACGAAUUUAUCUAAUAAGUGCCCCCUUUUAAAGACGUUUUAAUUGGGAAGAGGAGACUGGUGGUGAGCAAGAAGAAAGCAGUGGCUCCUGGUGGUGUUACCUGAUAGCAAAGUGCUUAUCAGGUAGCCUCAGUUCAGUUGAGUCACUCUUGAAUUACUACAUUUAACAGGGGGAAUAUCAUUUUAACCUUCGUGCCUCAGAUUACCCAUUUGAAAAUUGGGUAUAAUAAUAUUCACCUACCUCCCAGGGAUAUCAGAGACUUUACUAUUUCAAAAAUACUUUGAGUUUUUCUAAAAUGUCCUAUAGAUUUAAAAAAGUAUCACCAUCUUCCCGCAGAGGCUAAAAAAUGUUUCCCUAUGAUGGGUAUAAAAAGCACCAUAUGAUUUUUAAGUUUAAAGAAGAAUCACUGGAAUUCUAAUUUAGAUGCAUAUUAUUUAAACAUAUUUGUGGUGGGAUUAAAAUGAUUAAUUUCAGGUUAAUAAGUGGGAAGGGGGAAUAACACUAAAUUGCUUAAUUAUGAAUAGAUUUUUUUAGCCUUUUACGGUGUUAAUACAUGUGUGAUUUUUGCCAAGGUCAUGGAGCUACAGCUAGGUAAAGUUUGGAUGAUUGGUUAUUGGAGUUGAUUAAUGAUCCUGAAAGUUUUAUCUGUCUCACUUUUUCAUCUUCUCAAUCUGCUUUCCUUAUAGCACUUGUUUGGUGAUGGAUAGCUAAGCUUUUAGCUUUCUAAGAAGGAAAUGGGUAUCUCCUCAUUCUUGAAAAUCAAGAGACUGUGUGCUAUUCCGUCACUACAGUCUCCUCCGUCUUUGCUCUGAAGGGGCAGGCGCUAUGCAAAGUCAGCUGGGCAUGCAGCCAGCCGGGCCACCUCUGUGUAACUUAGGCUCCUCCCACCCACGACGGAGGCGGAGUCAUCUGCCGGCCAGGCUGUAAGAGAAUGGGGAGAGGGGAGGCAGGAUUCACUUAGCUGGGACACUGGUGGGAGGGGUAAGGGGAGAAGGAAACAUGAUUUUGCUCAUCUCUGAGGAUGGAAUGAAGAUCAUUUUAUUCCACCUUCCAUCCUGGCAUAUUAAGUAGUGAUACUUGGAAUUUUCCUUUAUCAUUUAAAACAAGAGCAACAGCAGGAAAAAAUGGAUGUUGUGUUUUUAGUUAGGGCUAAAUGCUAAGCAACAAUUGUUAGAGAAUAUGUGUAGAUUUAAAUUCUAGCACAUAUUCAGGGUCAGGAAAGAGAAUGUAGACCGUAAGGAACAAAUUACCCAGCUCAAGUGAGUCAAGAGAAAGCACCAGGCCCAAGCAGACCAAGCAUCUGGGUUAAUUCCCACAAUUGGCCAAGGCCCAUUUAAUCUCUAGUGAUAGGACGUUUUUCCUUAAAAGUCACUUUUUGGUUGUUUACUGCUUUUUUCAGAUAAGGCCUUAGUUAGUAACCUCUAAAUAUCAGCUAUGCAGAUAAACAUACUCCUUAUUUUCCACAUUUCCCUCUUUUUCCAUUCUUCAGAUAACAGAUGUUAAAUGACUUCUACCCAAAGAAAUAAGGCAUAAGGGUUUUGUUGAAUGUGUGUUUGUUCCUUGGGGAAAAUUAACAGAAGCAUAAAACAGAGAUAUUUUAUGUGUUCAUCUAUCCUAAAAUGUGAACUUUAUAUUCAGAAACUUAAGUACAGACCCUUUUACUGGUGAAAAGCUGUACUUAGAAUCAUGGAGUGUCUUUGGGUUGUUAAGAUAAAAUCGUCCCAGUGUUCAAUUCUGAGAACGUGUUAGGUUCUGUGGCACAGUGUUCAGGUUUAUAGAGCUGAACAGUUGGUCAGACUCUAAUUAAAAGUAGCUUUGAAUAUUUAAUGUUGAGGUCCGUCUUUCCUCAUUCUUUUCACCUGUAGUUUGAGCUCAAAAGUUAACCAUUUCAUCAGCUAGUUGCUGUACUAGUGCAUGUUGUCAAGAGUCUGGAGCAGAAAGGUUAGACUCUCUCCUCCUUUUCUCACUCACUUGGGCCACCUUUCCUGUGUCUCCAUUCAACCCACAAGUGCGGACCACAGGCACAGUCCAGGAGACUGUUCUGUCCUAGCACAGACUCAGCCAGGGACUCAGAGGGUUUAAUCAGACUGCCUUUGAACAACUGGAUAGUAAAUUACAUUUUUCUCGGAUAUUCCCAAAGUACCAUUUGCUUGACAGAAGCUAUUUGUGACCUUUAUUUUAAUUUCCUCUUACUGUAAUUCUUUGACUUCUCAGUCUUUCUUACCUAUUUCCAUUUAGAAUGGGUUAGCAGUUUUCAGAACUGUUUCCCGAACAGGUCAAGAGUACUUCCAGGAGUCUCAGUAGUAUAAUUAAAGGGGGUCUGUAUGUCCAGGAUUUGGAAUCAUCACUGGUGACUGGAAUUAUUUUUCUCUUCCCCUUGUAUUAAAACCUAGAUUUCCCUACUACUAUACAGUGUGGUAGCUAUAAUUCGUGGCUUCUUCUUAAUACUUCUCAAGGUUAUUCAAAAAAGAUGAAGACUUUUGUUAAGGGUUCUUAUUUCUCAUAAUACUCUGCCUUGCUUAUAUUCAUACUUCCCCUGGAAUGAGCCUACUUUGCAAAGAUCUGAGUCACACAGGCCAUGUAAAUUCUUAGAACCAGUUUUCUGUUCCUCAGAAAACUCUGCCCAUUAUUUGCUCCCAUUUUGCUAAUGAUAAUAAAGUUCUAUUUUAUCUUAAAUCUAGUUUUAAAAAUAUUUUAUAAUAGAGCACUAAUGGAAACCUAACUGAAAUACAAAAAAGAUAACUAUUCCUCAAGAUAACUUGGAAAUACUUCUGCUUUUGAAGUUAACAGCUCCCCCUCCCCUCUGAGCGCAGUGGAGAGUGAGCAGUAACCAAGACCAGCCACUUGGCAUGUUUUUCUGUGUGACAACCUGCCUUUGUCAGAUCGUCCUUCCCUUGUAUUUUCUGUCCUCGGAGCCAUAAACUUUCCCCAUGUUUUGCUGUCGUGUGCUGUUUGCAGGGUUGACGUGCCCUGUGGCAGCGCGUAGGAUUUUUCUUUCCCAUACCUGCAAAAUUACCAAGGAUGACCCCGGUGUUGGCGAGGGGCAUUAAAAGACAAAGAAGUUAUUUCUCGGCUGAUAAAAGUGUUACUGUUUCCAUAUAGUGAGUUAGAAAGUUGGCCAAAGAUGGCCAACUUUUUAAAUCCUGGCUAUGCCUGCAUAAUUAAUUACGUAUACGUCUGAGACCUGAUAAGUAAGGGGCCCUUCCACAGUAGAGGCAGGUUUCCAACCUACCAAUAAUUUCCUCUGAUCUCUGGCUAGCCAUAGAAAAGAUUCAAGCUUUCUACUGUCCUUUUGUUGGCUGUCGUUGAAAAAUUAUAUCACAGAAAGUAUCAAAAAUAUCAGACUAUUCUUAAGAAGAGUAUGUAAUCUGGGGCUUGCCCUUGCGUUUUGCUCACUAGAUGUUGUUAAGCUUAAAAGAAAAGGAAAAGAAAUCUCUGGCUGGUUAAAAUUUGUGCCCCAAGUAAUAUGCUAAUCAAAGUCUACCACGGUAACUAAGCGAAGGGUGUUUUCUCUCUUACAUUACAAGCAAGAAACUUUAUUUGCAGUUGUAAAAUUAUUGCGGACUGCAGACCUAUUUGCUAUAACUGAUUGGAAAUAAGGAUUCUGAUUUUUAGUCUGGGUAAGCACAUAUUUCCAACACUUGUGGUAUGCAUUUUGAUAAGGGAAAGACAUUUGGUUGGUAACAGAAGGAAAAAACCGGACUUAUUUAUACAGUGAACGUUCGCUCUGUAGAGGAACUUCCCUCCAGGCACAGUCCUCCUCCACACUUGCUACAUAGAUGCCAACACGUUUCACAGCUGAUCUUGAAGGAGGGAGCGGAAAGAAUUGCUGCUCCUCUGGGUGAAAGGCACUGAUUACUGUAUCGCAUUUGUUUGUAGGGAGGUGCGUUUUUGCUCACUUGAAGGGAUAUACUGUAUUUUAAAUAAGUGUGUGACUUAAUAUUUUGGGAUUUUUUUUUCCUCCUUUAAAACUGGACCUGAACACAGCUUUGAGUUGAUAUUUGUAAUAAUCUCAGGACCUGAAAGAUUGUAGCAUUUAGUGUGUCUUAAAAAUUAUGUACUGUACCAGCCAUGGAUUUUUGUAAAUAUACCUGUCUCCCUUUUUUGUAUUAUUUUAGUAAAAAAAUAAUAAAUUUAAAUAAAAGGGGGUGGUGAUGACAUGUGAAUGGGUGUGGGUGUGUAUGCGUGUGUGUUUGUAUAAGGCUCUUUUGAGACGAACUGGUGCUUGUUUAAUUUCCGGCUCUAACGAGAGCAGGAAUAUGGCCAAACUGCUGCUACCGACCCUGCACUGAGCCGAGGUGUUUCCAUGUUGUCUUUCCCAGUACUUAACACGGGCCACCAGGAAAUGACUAAGAAGCUAAAUUCUUCCCACUGCCACCUUGCCUUUGCAUUCUCGGUUCUACACGCCCUUUGAACUUUCAUGGCAAAGCUUUCCAAACUCUGGGUGGCCUGUUGGUCUCUAGUUUUUAGAGAGCUCUUGUCACUGUUUUCUAAGAAGAAAGAAGGACAGGUCAAUUUUUUUUAACCAAAAAAUAAUCACACAUUUCACAAAACCCUGAUGAAUUUUGGAUAUGUGAGAGGGCUUAAACAUUCCUAAAUGUGGAUCUGUGAAUUGAGUAAAUUAGCCCCAUGGAUAUACGCCUUCGGUGCAGGGGAAAAAAACUUUUUUUUUUUUUUCGUUUUGCAACAGCCUUGCUCAUAUUCCAGGUAUAGCUAGCAAACCCCUGUUUUAAAGCAGGAGCCUUAUUUGAUUCAGUGUAGCUGUUUCCUGUCUAUCCUUUGUGACAGGACCUUUUACAUGAGUGUUUUUUUCUUUUUGUAUGUGUUCUGUGUUGUAUUAAAUAAAGAGGAAUGUACAUAUUA